Messenger RNA from Ipomoea nil (Japanese morning glory), 5102 nucleotides. Its product is annotated as transcriptional elongation regulator MINIYO. The transcript is spliced from 10 exons. The coding region runs from base 161 to 4813 and encodes 1550 amino acids. NCBI's taxonomy places the organism in Eukaryota, Viridiplantae, Streptophyta, Magnoliopsida, Solanales, Convolvulaceae. The record is from RefSeq and is a predicted model, not a curated record.
AGGCUCAAGGCUGAAGCAGUGAAACCCCGAGGAGGAGAGACUAGAGCGUAAAGGCUUCCCCGUCCCGCCCAUCAUCCAAAUCCAAGACACUUGAAAACUUUUUCUUCUUCAGUUAUUCUUCUUCUACUACGCUAUUGACAAACUAAGGAGAGCAUCGGCGAUGGAGAAACAGAGUGGAGGUCGGAAAAUAUUUGGAGCACAGCUCAAUGAAGACGACGCCUCACGUCUGGUCGGCGGCAUAGUCGAAAAGGGUUUUUCGGACACUAGCACCCGUCCUGGUUUCUCCCUUGCUCCUCCUCGCCCCACUGUUCUACCCUUCCCUGCCGCUCGUCAUCGCUCCCACGGUCCGCAUUGGAAGCCGAAAAUUCAAGGUUCUAUUUAUAAUGGUGAAGAAGCGGAGAAUGAAGCAGAAGAAGAGGAAGAUGUCACAGGAUUGAACAAAAUUGGGGCUUUUGCCAACGCUGUGCCAAGGAAAGACAAGAAAGGCUUGGACUUUAGUAGGUGGCGAGAGAUUGUGGAUGGUGGAAACAAUUCUAGGCUGCACAAGAAGGAAGAUGGUUCGAAAGAGCAACAAAAUUUCAAGGUACAAUGUGAAAACGUGGGCAAGUUAAAUAGUGGAUCAAUAUCACAGGAUGCAACUAUGCAUGACAAGGAGUCUGAAGUGCCAGAAGUAAUCAAAGAACAAGAGCAAAUCGUUUCAGAUACGACCAUUGAUGUUGAAGAAGGUAAUGUGGGUAUGCCGUCCAUUGGAUUGAAGAAGUUGAGUGAAGAUGUUCAAGUUGAUAAUGGAAGGCAAUCGAUGCAGACAGACCGUAUAACUGAUGGCUUUUUGUCCCAGAAUGUGGGAAAUGGACCAGCCGUGAAUCUUGAGAGCCAAAUUGAUGCUGAAAAUCGUGCACGAUUAGCAGGAAUGUCAGCUGAUGAGAUUGCAGAAGCACAGGCUGAGAUUCUGGCAAAACUUAGUCCUGCUGGAAUAGAAGCAUUUAAAAAGCGUGGACUAAACAAGUUGAAAAGGAAAAACCAUUCAAACUCAGGUUCACUUGCCAUUGGUGAAAAGGAUAGUUUUCAGAAUGAGAAAUCUCUGGCUGAUUCCACUGUUUCUUCUGCUUCUAGCAAUUCCAAUGUGGCAAGCAAUGCAAACCUGAAAGAAAAACAUGGGGAUUUAGAUGGUAACAUUCCAAAUUCAUUCCCAAAGGGUACUGGCUUAUGGGAUGGUUGGAGCAAAAGAGUUGAGAGGGUCAGAGAGUUAAGGUUUUCCAUGGAGGGGGAUAUUAUAGAAAAUGAUACUCAUCUGGCAGCAACGACUGCAGGUGCUAUAUCCUCUUCUAGUGAUUAUACUCUACAUAAUGUAUCAGAGCGUGAUUUUAUUCGAACUGAAGGUGAUCCUGGUGCUGCUGGUUACACCAUUAAAGAAGCAGUGGCUCUCACAAGGAGUGUGAUUUCUGGGCAACGGGCACUUGCAUUACAUCUUAUUGCAUCUGUUCUUAAUAAAGCCAUUUUUGGAAUUUGUCAAAAUCAAUUUGCGUCUACUUUAAAUUACACAGGAACAAAUGACUCUAUUGACUGGGAGGCUAUUUGGGCUUUUGCACUUGGCCCUGAACCUGAACUUGCAUUGGCACUGAGGAUUUGUCUUGAUGACAACCACAAUUCUGUAGUUCUGGCUUGUGCAAAAGUCAUCCAGUGUGUGCUGACCUGUGAGAUCAAUGAGAGCUUCUUUGAUAUUGCAGAGAGGAUACCCUAUUAUUGGAUGGAUGCUCCUACAGCUCCCGUCUUUAGAAGUCGACCAGAUAUUGAUGGUGGCUUUCUUCAUGGUGGUUUUUGGAAGUACAAUACUAAGCCUUCUAAUAUUCUUCCUCUUGCUGAAGAUUCUCCUAACAACAAACCUGAAGAUGAGCAUACUAUCCAAGAUGACAUUGUGGUUGCAGGACAAGAUAUAGCUGCUGGGUUGGUUAGAAUGGGAAUCAUUCAAAGGUUCUGCUAUCUGCUGGAGAUGGACCCUUCAGCAGCUUUGGAAGAAUGCACAUUGUCGAUCCUGAUUGCAAUUGCAAGGCAUUCGCCAACAUGUGCAAAUGCAGUUAUGAAGUGCAAAAGCCUGGUGCAAAUAAUUGUCAACAGAUUCUCUGCAAUAGAUCCAAUGAAAAUUACUACUUCCAAGAUAAAAGCAGUUACUCUCUUAAAAAUCUUGGCCCGAGUCAGUAAGAAGAACUGUGCAGAAUUUGUUAACAAUGGGAUUUUCGAGAAGAUGACAUUGCACUUAUACCUAUAUUCAUCCUCUCUUGACCAGUGGUUAAAAUCUGGAAGAGAGGCUUGUAAGCUUUCAUCGGCUCUUCUGGUUGAGCAAUUACGUUUUUGGGAGGUCUGCAUUCACUAUGGGUAUUCUGUAUCUCACUUUUCCAACCUAUUUCCUGCCUUGUGUAUUUGGUUGACCUUCCCUGCCUUUGAGAAGCUUAUUGAGAAAAAUGUAGUCAAAGAGUAUGCUAUGAUAUCGAAGGAAGCAUUCCUUGUUUUGAGGGCUUUGAGUAAAAGGCUUCCUAAUUUUUAUUCAAAUGUGCAUCAAAUGAAGGCUACUACUGAAGACACAGAGAGUUGGUCUUGGAGUAGUGUUGGCCCUUUGAUCGACUCUGCCCUAGAGUGGACAAUUAUAAAUAAUAUUCCACAUAUAUGCAGAUUACUUGAAUGUGAAAAUGAACACAAAGAAUAUUCUGUAACUCAGGAAUCAGAAAUUAAUUCCCUUUUGUGGCUCAUUUCAUCGGCUAUGCAUAUGUUUUCUGGGAUCCUUGAAGCUGUCAUCCCUGAGGAUAACAUAAACCUUUGUAAUGGGCGUUUGCCAUGGCUGCCUGAAUUUGUUCCUAAGAUUGGACUUAAAGUUAUUAAGAAUGGAUUUUUUAGCUUUUCAGGAGUUAGUGGUAAUAAGCUUGAUGGUCAAGCUGGCACUGGCUCCCUCCUAGAGUCUUUGUGCCUUCUGAGACUUAAAUGUGGAGUUGAAACAUCUAUUGCUUCCACUUGUUGUCUUCAAGGAGUGAUCCAAGUGGUUGUGGCUGUUAAUAAAUUGAUCUCACUAGCUAACUGCAAGACUCACGAUGCAUCAUCAAUUUAUCAAACCAUAUCACGAGAGGAUAAAAUUCUCAGUGAUGGGAUACUGCAGUCUUGUCUGCCUGAUUUAGGGGAUCUGAUCACAAGUUUGGCCGAGUUAAUUGAUCCAAAGUGGCAACCUAUGCAAUCAAUUGAGACAUUUGGUAGAGGUGGCCCUGCUCCUGGAAUUGGUGUUGGCUGGGGUGCAUCUGGUGGAGGGUUUUGGUCCAAGAUUACUUUAUCAGCUGAGGUAGAUGGAAUACUGCUUGUCUACCUUCUUGAUACACUUCAGAUAAUCUCUUCGGAAAACCAAUUUACCCUCAAAGAGAUGAGCUCUGUGAUACGGAGGAUAAAUUCUGCCCUGGCAGUGUGUUUGGUUUUAGGGCCCAAAGGUCAAUCUACAAUAGAUAAGCUCUUUGGUAUCUUGUUCCAAGCUCCUGUUCUAAAGUCUCUUGAUUUUAUUAUUCGUCAAUCAAUUGAUCUUAAAAAGUGGCUUAAGCCUUUUGAAUGGGAAUACAAAGAAGAGGACUAUCUGUUGUUCAGUAAUGCUUUAAUCUCUCACUCCAGAAACAGAUGGUUGGGCAGAAAACAGAAACGUAUUUCUUCGGAUGGAGAUCAAGCACACAAUAAGUCUGAGAAAGGCAGAAUUUCCUUGGGAACCAUUCACGAGGAAACAGCCGUAUCAAGUCUUACAACCCAGGAUCCAACCUCUUUGGUAGUUGAGUGGGCCCAUCAGAGGUUGCCUCUUCCCUUGCAUUGGUUCCUCAGUCCACUGUCAACUGUUCAUUGCAGCAAAAAUAAAUUUCCAUCUAUCGCGUCUAACACCAUGACCUCCAAUCAGGAGCAUACGGGCUUUCUUGAUGUUCUGAAGGGUGGACUUUUCUUUACUUUUGGUAUCGAAGCAGCAUCCACAUUGCUUGCUGCUGGCUCCCCUUCGCCAGUACUGAAUGUGCCAGUUGUUUGGAAAUUGCAUGCUUUGUCAGUUGUAUUACUAACUGGAAUGAAUGUUCUCGAGGAGGGGAAUUGUAGGAUUGUCUAUGAAAAUUUACAAAAUAUAUACGGGCAACUUCUUGAUGUAGGAGGAAGCACUGACGUGAAGUCCCUGAAUUUUCAAACAGAGAUACACGAUGGCUACUCUACUUUCGUUGAAACUCUGGUGGAGCAAUUUGCUGCUGUUUCCUAUGGUGAUUUUUUAUUUGGGCGCCAAGUUGCAUGCUACUUGCAUCGAUCUGUUGAAGCUCCUGUGCGGCUUGCUACUUGGAAUGCACUGUCUACUGCUUUUGCUCUCGAGCUUCUGCCUCCUUUGGAGAAAUGCAUUUCUACAGCUGAUGGCUAUCUUGAACCUGUUGAGGAUGACGAGAGGAUCUUGGAGGCUUAUGUUAAGUCAUGGGUGUCUGGUGCUCUGGACAAGGCAUCGACUCGACUCUCUGCCUCAUUCACGCUUGCCUUGCACCACCUUUCAACUUUCAUUUUCAAAACGUGUUCCGGUGACAUGCUGCCAUUACGAAAUAAGCUCGUCAGAUCCCUCCUCCGAGACUGCUCUCGUAAACAGCACCAUGAGGGCAUGAUGAUUAGUUUAAUCCUAUACGAGAAAGCAGAUGCCUAUAUGUCUCAACAGAACUGCGAAACUGAAAAUAGAUUACAGAAGUUGAGAGAGGGUUGUGAAGGAAACUCAUCAGUGUUGAAAGUGGUGGAGAAGUUGGGUUCUGAAAUCUCACUGAAACAGCAUGGAGGAAGCUAACAACAAAACAAAUCUCUGUAUUUUUGGAUAUGCUUGUAGAAUUUUUAUGUGUACAUUUUCCGCUAUAAAACUUUCAGACUUUGGCUGAUCAACAGUGAAGAGCCAAGUUUUACGUGUUGGAGAAUCAACAAUCAUAUGUUGAUAAAUCUUGUAUUCUACUCGGUAGAAGUAGAAAGAGGUAGAAAGAGGCGGAGUAACAACUGGUAACUUGUUAUUAGUACCAAUGACCCAGUGUACAAAAUUUUUGACAACUUUGAAAUUCAUAAUGUGAUUUAUCUCUUCUACUAAA